AUGGCAUCUGACACAGCUGGGGAGUGGCAGGUCGCGAAGUCACGGAAAGGUCGACUCCGUCACACUCCGGGUUGCCGUCCUCAUGAGUUGCCUCAACAGGUGCAGCGGAGUGGCCCUGCUGAUCCCGAUCUGGUCAAGCGGCUUGCUACCUGUGUCCGACAGCAAGCGCAGUCGCUAAAGUGCUCCAGCUACUGGACGUCGGUCCUUGGAGCCGUGCAGGAAGGUCUUCAGGCAACGCCAUCAAAUUCGCUUGCUGCAGGCAGCGAAACAUCAGCCCCUGCAGUCAGGCUACUCUGCCUGGGAAUUGGCUCCCCGGAGUCCUCACAAUCAGCGGCCUGGCAGCUCAGCUUGGCCUGGCUUCUGGCAGAGGUCUUCGGCAUCCAAGAGCGACACUGGGCUGACCCACAGAUGCAGGCGGUGGACUGCGCCUUGGGGACCGAGUUCGGCUUUGCACUGGCCGAGGCCGAGGAUUCUGCCAGCCGGCCCUGCGGGAGGCCGCUGCUGCUCUUCAUGCCGCAUUGCGACAGGGCCCUCUACGAGAUGGUCCUUGCCGAGAACGAGGCUUGGCCUUGGCCCGAUGCUUUGGCGGACAUCGUUCUAGUCGGAAAUUCUUUCAAGGCUUACCAGGAGCGCGACGACUUCCGCAUGGUUGCAAGUGGCCCUGGAGCUCCCAGCCGUGACAGC
Molecule: messenger RNA, 684 nt
Organism: Symbiodinium necroappetens
Lineage: Eukaryota; Dinophyceae; Suessiales; Symbiodiniaceae
Source: the annotation of a GenBank genome assembly